This is a messenger RNA of Thlaspi arvense, 1479 nucleotides long. NCBI's taxonomy places the organism in Eukaryota, Viridiplantae, Streptophyta, Magnoliopsida, Brassicales, Brassicaceae. The record is from the annotation of a GenBank genome assembly.
GCCGAUCUUUUGGAAUCACCCAACUCUAUAAGAAACUCAAAGAACCCUUCUCUUGCAUUUUAUAUCUCACUGCUGUACGUUUAAGCGUUCAACAUUCCAUUUUGGUCUUUCAAUACAAAAAAAAAACAGAAACAGUUUUUACCUUUUAAAGCCUCUAUAAAACUUAUUAAAGCAUCAUCUUUUGGGGGCAUUGAGAGGUUUCAUUUGCUGGGUGUUUACUGAAAUCGACGAAAUUUGCGCGUGCGUCGUGAAAUAAGGAAAAAAGAAACAACUUUUUUUAUUUUUUGGGUGAUUUUUUUGGUUGGAAUUGUGUCAAUCAUUCGUUUUAUCUACUCAUCAUCACCAUUGAUUACACCAGAAUGGCUACGGCUAUGUCUCACCAAUCAGUCGGCUUCUCUGUCUCUCGCCGGUCUUCUUCUUCUCCCUACGCAACAAUCUCUCAACCUUUAAGAGAUUCUUUGAGUGUUGCAACUAUAGGAUUCAAGAACCAUUCCUCACUGAGCUAUACCUCAAGAAGAAACAGAAACUUGUACAAGACUGAAGCAAUUGCGUCAGUUUCAUACCACAACACUGCCUUGUCUCUUUCCAAGAACAUCCCUGAAAACUCCCAGAAUAAAUCAAAUGAAGCAGCUCUGAUAUUGAUUAGGCAUGGAGAGUCUUUAUGGAACGAGAAGAAUCUCUUCACGGGCUGUGUUGACGUGCCAUUGACAGAGAAAGGUGUUGGAGAGGCAAUAGAAGCAGGGAAGAGGAUAAGCAACAUACCUAUCGAUGUCAUCUUCACUUCCUCUCUAAUCCGUGCUCAGAUGACUGCGAUGCUCGCCAUGAUCCAGCACCGUCGCAAGAAGGUUCCCAUCAUUCUACACAAUGAAAGCGAGCAGGCCAAAAAUUGGAGCCAAGUGUUCAGUGAAGAAACCAAAAACCAGUCCGUUCCUGUCAUACCUGCGUGGCAGCUCAAUGAGAGAAUGUAUGGAGAGUUGCAAGGUCUCGACAAGCAAGAAACAGCGGAAAGAUACGGGAAAGAGCAAGUUCACGAGUGGCGUAGGAGUUAUGAUAUUCCUCCUCCGAAAGGAGAGAGCUUGGAGAUGUGUGCUGAGAGAGCAGUGGCUUACUUUGAGGACAAUAUCGAACCGAAGCUUGCGGCAGGAAAGAAUGUGAUGAUAGCUGCUCACGGGAACUCGCUGCGGUCUAUUAUAAUGUAUCUUGAUAAGUUGACUUGCCAAGAGGUGAUAAGUCUAGAGCUAUCGACAGGUAUACCACUUCUAUACAUAUUCAAAGAAGGCAAAUUCAUGAAGCGAGGAAGCCCUGUUGGUCCUACAGAAGCUGGUGUCUAUGCUUAUACCAAGAGAUUGGCUCAAUACAGACAGAAGCUGGAAGAGAACAGUGAAGUGAUUUGUUCCUGAAGUUAACACCAAAUACUGGUUCUUGAUCUACAUAGCUCUCUCUCCCCUCAAGCUUAGGACCUUAGAGGCGUUUACAAAG